AAAGGCUUGAGGAAAGGGUCCAGGUGUAAAGGGAAAAAUACUACUUUCUGUCUAAGGUUUCACUUUUAAGAUAAACGAACACUUUUAACAAAAAGUAAAAUAAAAUAACUUUAACUAACCCCCUAAAAGUCAUCUUCAGAUUUUAGUUUAAAAUAGUAAAAUAUUAAGAAAAUUUUAAUUUUUUAAAAAAGUUGACUUUUUGCUGCAAUUUCUCAGUUAAUUUUAAAACUUAAUUUUUCUUUUGAAAUUAUGUGUGCAGUCCUGACCUCAUUGUUACCUUCAUGUAUUGGUUUCGACUGCUGGCUGUUGUAAAGAAUCAUCAUGAAAUUUAUUGCUCUGUUCGUAUCAUUCGUUGUAGCAUCAGCAAAUGUUCCUUUUAAUCAUCAACUAGACGGACAAUGGGUAGCAUUUAAGACCACUUUUGGAAAAGUUUAUGAUGGAAGAGAAGAACUGGCAAGAAGAUUGAUUUGGGAACAGAAAUUUGCGGAAGUUGAACACCAUAAUCAUCUAGCAGAUUUCGGAUUCUUUACGUAUAGAAAAGGCAUUAACAAAUAUUCAGAUCUGAGCAGCACUGAAAUUGUGAGUCGUCUUAAUGGAUUCAAAAGCAACUACCGUCAAAAUGGCAGCGGAUCUAAUUGGGUUGAACCUUCCAAUGCAUACAUUCCUGAUGAAGUUGAUUGGCGAGAGCAAGGACUGGUUACGCCUGUCAAAGACCAAGGAGACUGUGGAUCUUGCUGGGCAUUCUCCACCACAGGAUCACUAGAAGGUCAACACAAAAAGAAAACUGGCCAAUUAAUAUCCCUCAGUGAACAGAAUCUAGUGGACUGCACUUGGGUAUAUGAAAAUAAUGGCUGCAAUGGAGGAUGGAUGGACAAUGCUUUCAAAUAUAUUCAAGACAAUCUGGGAAUCGAUACGGAAGUGUCUUAUCCUUACACAGCAAACGCCAGUUUAAAUUGUCUUUUCAAGAAAGAAAACGUUGGAGCAAAUUGUACAGGAUAUGUCGACAUAGGUUCUGGGGACGAAGAAUCACUAAAAAAGGCAGUCGCAACUGUGGGUCCAAUCUCUGUAGCGAUUGAUGCCAGUCAGCCCAGUUUCCAUUCAUAUCAAAGUGGCAUCUACGAUGAAGAAUUUUGCAGUACAAGCGAGCUAGAUCAUGCCGUUCUUGUUGUUGGAUAUGGAACCGAAAACGGUUUAGAUUAUUGGUUGGUGAAGAACAGUUGGGGCACUUCUUGGGGAAUGAAUGGUUACAUUAAAAUGUCCAGAAACAGAGAUAAUCAAUGUGGUAUUGCGACUAAAGCUAGUUUUCCUUCCGUUUGAUUAUCGACUACAUGUAAUGACUUCAAUUCUACUCUAAAUUUUCAUUGAUUUUAAGCAUUCCAUAAUAUUAUUUUUGUGUGAUAUAGUUUCAUAAUGGAACAUUUUAAUAAAAAUGUAAAUA
This is a messenger RNA of Parasteatoda tepidariorum (common house spider), 1438 nucleotides long. Its product is annotated as cathepsin L-like peptidase. Gene Ontology annotation, molecular function: cysteine-type peptidase activity. NCBI's taxonomy places the organism in Eukaryota, Metazoa, Arthropoda, Arachnida, Araneae, Theridiidae. The record is from RefSeq and is a predicted model, not a curated record. Gene Ontology annotation, biological process: proteolysis.